AUGAGACUCCCGCUGGCUUUCGCCCUGCUCCUCCUGGCCUCGGCGCAGGCGCUGGCCCAGGAGAUGGGCGCCACCGACGACCUCAGCUACUGGUCCGACUGGUCCGACGGCGACCAGGUGAAGGCCCGCAGCCCCCGGCCCCAGCAGUUCUUCGGCCUGAUGGGCAAGCGGGAUGCCGGAUAUGGCCAGAUCUCUCACAAAAGGCAUAAAACAGACUCCUUUGUUGGACUUAUGGGCAAAAGAUCUCUAAAUUCUGGUUCCUCUGAAAGGAGCAUAGCACAGAAUUACGAACGGAGGCGUAAAUGAGACAUUCCCGUGCAUUAUUUAUUAAACCCCAUUUGUUCCAAUGGCCAAUGCAGUGUAAUAUAAACUAACCACUGUAUGGAAUAAUUAUUUAUUUAAUAAUAACCGAUUUUUUUUUUUAGUUGUACAUUCAAUAAAAUGAUUAUUUUUCAUAUUGUGGCAGCGAUACAUGUUGUGUAGGUGCGUUGUGGUUCUGAAAGGACCAGCAACCCUGGUGACGUCUCACAACAAAGCACAUUGUUUGAUAUGACCCAUAAAGUUAUGUUCACUAAACAAAGAGAAUAUUCUUUUGUUUGUUGAAAACGAGUUUAUCAGCUUCACAGCCAGUGCAGAACAGAGCUGAUGUACAGUCUAGUGCCUCAAUUUGUUUUCAUGGUUUAUAAUGUACUGUAAUUUCAGUAUCAAAAAAUAUAUUUGUAUCAUUGCAGCAUGUUUUAUGUUUUGUGACUACGUAUCUACAUAUUUUAAAAAGGGGGGGGGUAAGAUUUGAAUGUGAAUCCAAGGUCUUCAUUUCAUAGCCUGGAAUUUUAUGAUAGUAACAUUUUAAAUAAAAACUACUCUGGGGAUUUUGCAACA
Molecule: messenger RNA, 879 nt
Organism: Nipponia nippon (crested ibis)
Lineage: Eukaryota; Metazoa; Chordata; Aves; Pelecaniformes; Threskiornithidae
Source: RefSeq, a predicted model, not a curated record